GCAGGCGCGCGGCCGCGGCGGCGGUUGGGGAGGGUUCUUCCGGAAGGUUCGGGAGGCUUCUGGAAAAGGCGCCGCGCGCCGGGCGGGCCCGCGUCUAUAUAAAGGGAGCGCGGGGGCGGCGCGCCAGUUGCUUCUGCGUCCUGGUGCUGCGUCGUCGCGGAGCCCGUGUGGUCCUUUAGCCGAGAUGCCCGAGGAAACCCAGACCCAAGACCAGCCGAUGGAGGAGGAGGAGGUGGAGACGUUCGCCUUCCAGGCGGAGAUCGCCCAGUUGAUGUCCCUGAUCAUCAACACUUUCUACUCGAAUAAAGAGAUUUUCCUGCGCGAGCUGAUUUCCAACUCAUCCGAUGCUCUGGACAAAAUCAGAUAUGAGAGCUUGACUGAUCCCAGCAAGUUAGAUUCCGGGAAAGAGCUGCACAUUAAUCUCAUUCCAAACAAGCAAGAUCGAACCCUCACUAUUGUGGAUACCGGGAUUGGCAUGACCAAGGCCGAUUUGAUCAAUAAUCUCGGUACUAUCGCCAAGUCUGGGACCAAAGCGUUCAUGGAAGCUUUGCAGGCUGGCGCGGAUAUUUCUAUGAUCGGCCAGUUUGGUGUCGGGUUCUAUUCUGCCUAUUUGGUUGCCGAGAAAGUGACGGUGAUCACCAAGCAUAACGAUGAUGAGCAGUACGCCUGGGAGUCUUCUGCAGGAGGGUCGUUCACAGUCAGGACUGAUACAGGUGAACCUAUGGGUCGAGGAACAAAGGUUAUCUUGCAUCUGAAAGAAGACCAAACGGAAUACCUGGAGGAAAGAAGAAUAAAGGAGAUUGUGAAGAAACACUCCCAGUUUAUCGGCUAUCCUAUCACUCUCUUUGUGGAGAAGGAGCGGGAUAAAGAGGUCAGUGAUGAUGAGGCUGAAGAAAAGGAAGAGAAAGAGGAAGAAAAAGAAAAGGAAGAGAAGGAGUCCGAUGACAAGCCUGAAAUAGAAGAUGUUGGUUCCGAUGAGGAGGAGGAAGAAAAGAAGGACGGAGACAAGAAGAAGAAGAAGAAGAUCAAGGAGAAGUACAUCGAUCAAGAAGAACUGAACAAGACCAAACCUAUUUGGACCAGAAACCCUGACGACAUUACUAACGAAGAGUACGGAGAAUUUUACAAGAGCUUGACCAACGACUGGGAGGAUCACUUGGCAGUGAAGCAUUUUUCGGUCGAAGGACAGUUGGAAUUCAGAGCCCUGCUUUUUGUCCCAAGACGUGCUCCCUUUGACCUGUUUGAAAACAGGAAGAAAAAGAACAACAUCAAGCUGUAUGUGCGCAGAGUUUUCAUCAUGGAUAACUGCGAGGAGCUGAUCCCGGAAUACCUGAAUUUCAUUAGAGGUGUGGUGGACUCCGAGGAUCUUCCCCUGAACAUUUCCCGGGAGAUGUUGCAGCAGAGCAAGAUCUUAAAAGUUAUCCGCAAGAAUUUGGUCAAAAAGUGCUUAGAACUCUUCACCGAACUGGCCGAAGACAAAGAGAACUACAAGAAGUUUUACGAGCAGUUCUCUAAGAACAUUAAGCUCGGAAUCCACGAGGACUCCCAGAACCGGAAGAAGCUGUCGGAGCUGUUGCGCUACUACACGUCUGCCUCUGGUGACGAGAUGGUGUCUCUCAAGGACUAUUGCACCAGGAUGAAGGAGAACCAGAAGCACAUCUACUACAUCACAGGGGAGACCAAGGACCAGGUGGCGAACUCGGCCUUUGUGGAGCGUCUUCGGAAGCACGGUCUGGAGGUGAUCUAUAUGAUCGAGCCGAUCGAUGAGUACUGUGUCCAACAGCUGAAGGAAUUUGAGGGGAAGACUUUAGUGUCCGUCACCAAAGAGGGCUUGGAACUUCCAGAAGAUGAAGAAGAGAAAAAGAAACAGGAGGAGAAGAAGACAAAGUUUGAAAACCUGUGCAAGAUCAUGAAGGACAUCUUGGAGAAAAAAGUGGAAAAGGUGGUUGUGUCAAACCGACUGGUGACCUCCCCGUGCUGCAUUGUCACGAGCACGUACGGCUGGACGGCGAACAUGGAGAGGAUCAUGAAGGCCCAGGCCCUGAGGGACAACUCCACCAUGGGCUACAUGGCAGCGAAGAAGCACCUGGAGAUCAACCCCGACCACUCCAUCAUCGAGACCUUGCGGCAGAAGGCGGAGGCGGACAAGAACGACAAGUCCGUGAAAGACCUGGUCAUCCUGCUCUACGAAACCGCGCUCCUGUCCUCUGGCUUCAGUCUGGAAGACCCACAGACUCACGCUAACCGGAUCUACAGGAUGAUCAAACUGGGUCUGGGUAUCGACGAAGAUGACCCCACCGCCGACGACAGCAGUGCUGCGGUGACCGAGGAGAUGCCACCCCUGGAAGGCGACGACGACACGUCGCGCAUGGAAGAGGUCGACUGAGCGCCGCCCCGAGGAUUCCUUGUAUAUGUACUCGAUGCUUUAUCCCGUUCCCUCCGACGAUCUAUUUUCAAGGAUGUUUUUUCUUUAUUUUUGUUAACGUUUUAAAAAUCUGUAAGGCAUGACGAGAGCUACUUACGGGGAAGAUAAGAUUUCUUUCUGUUCGAGUGUGAUACUGUGAUGCGUAGAAACUGAAGCCCGGCUAGUUGUUUUGUUUGUUUGUUUGGGUUUUGUUUUUUUUGUUUUUUUUUAGUGCCACGCUGGCUGCUCUUCCAGGACAAGGUAACGUUUGUCGCAAGGUGUACGUAACCUCCCGUGAACCGCGUGGUCUGAAGUGUUCACGACAAGCGGAUUCCCUAGUAAGACCAAACUCGUCUGUCACUGAAGUGUUCUGAGCUAUACCUUGGUGUUUAAAGGAAAAAUCUCGGUUGAAACAACUUUCACCUUCUAGGAUUUACUUUUCAAAUCUUCUGUCCCCUGUAGUUAUUUGCUGCAUGUACCAGGCCUCUAGAAACUAGUGUGUUAAACCGAACCAACUUGAUGGGAGUAACUAUAGGGCUUGUUUCCCAAAGAGAAGAGCGUUGUUUAGAGUAGCGAAAUUCGAAGGCUGCUUAGGCGCGUUGUAAAGCUGUUGGGGAAAUAACUCCACAAUUUCGUGAGUGGAAAUGUAGUGCUCGAGACACAUUCUGCUUUAAAAGGUUGUAACAAAUACAAACAAAUUUAAAAAAAGCUCUGCGAAAAUGUUUUGUGUGGGGAAGUGGGGUUCCAAAAUACAGGGCGGCCCCGGGUUGUAAAAAAUUGGGGUGCACACACGCUGCCUGCUGGGAGACGGAGGGCGGUGGUUGACGUUGCCGGCCUGAAGUCGUCUGUGACCUUCCCAGUGCGCGCUCAGGUGGCGGCUCUGGGGUCAGGAGCACAUUCUGGAACCACACGGAAGAGAAGGGACCAUCACACAACACGCGUUCUGUGUCCUAUGUUACAUUUCCUAAUGACUCCUUUCUCCUUGGAUUUUUACGUCCAAACGGCUUUUCUGUAGUGUUUGUAAGACCUGCCUUAUGCCCUAAAUAUAGCUCCUUAAUACCUCA
Messenger RNA from Lynx canadensis (Canada lynx), 3468 nucleotides. RefSeq names its product heat shock protein 90 alpha family class A member 1 (gene HSP90AA1). Gene Ontology annotation, molecular function: ATP-dependent protein folding chaperone; ATP hydrolysis activity; ATP binding. Gene Ontology annotation, cellular component: myelin sheath; nucleus; protein-containing complex. Lineage: Eukaryota; Metazoa; Chordata; Mammalia; Carnivora; Felidae. The record is from RefSeq and is a predicted model, not a curated record. Bases 185 to 2386 code for a protein of 733 amino acids. The transcript is spliced from 11 exons. Gene Ontology annotation, biological process: cellular response to heat; protein stabilization; protein folding.